Messenger RNA from Gambusia affinis (western mosquitofish), 3786 nucleotides. It is a transcript of the gene cnot3a, whose product is annotated as CCR4-NOT transcription complex, subunit 3a. Gene Ontology annotation, biological process: nuclear-transcribed mRNA poly(A) tail shortening; regulation of DNA-templated transcription; regulation of stem cell population maintenance. Gene Ontology annotation, cellular component: CCR4-NOT core complex; P-body; nucleus. The record is from RefSeq and is a predicted model, not a curated record. The transcript is spliced from 18 exons. Lineage: Eukaryota; Metazoa; Chordata; Actinopteri; Cyprinodontiformes; Poeciliidae. Bases 205 to 2904 code for a protein of 899 amino acids.
CCUAAACGUGGAGGUGGGAUUUUAGCUACCGUCCAUCUUCAGCUACAUUACAGUAAGCGAGCCAGUCGAAAAGAAAAUAUAUUUUGGAAGUAAAGAAGAUUUUCUGGAAUUAGUUUUGGCUUUAUUUGAUAUAAGACAAACGAAAGCCCAUACCCUAGAUCACUUUUUGACAGACGGAAUGUGGAAAUUGCCGUAGUCAGAGCCAUGGCUGAUAAAAGAAAACUACAAGGUGAAAUUGACAGAUGUUUGAAAAAAGUAGCGGAAGGUGUUGAACAGUUUGAGGACAUCUGGCAAAAACUCCACAAUGCAGCUAAUGCGAACCAGAAGGAAAAAUAUGAAGCUGACCUCAAGAAAGAGAUUAAAAAAUUACAGCGAUUGAGAGAUCAAAUAAAAACAUGGGUGGCCUCGAACGAAAUCAAAGACAAACGGCAGCUAGUAGAGAACCGAAAACUAAUAGAGACGCAAAUGGAGCGGUUCAAAGUGGUGGAACGUGAAACAAAAACAAAAGCCUACUCUAAAGAAGGCUUAGGACUUGCUCAGAAGGUGGAUCCAGCUCAGAGGGAAAAGGAGGAAACGGGACAGUGGCUAACAAAUACAAUAGACACACUAAAUAUGCAGGUGGAUCAGUUUGAGAGCGAAGUGGAGUCACUUUCAGUCCAGACGCGAAAAAAGAAGGGUGACAAAGAGAAGCAAGAUCGCAUUGAUGAACUAAAGCGGUUGAUUGAGAGGCAUAGAUACCACAUUCGCAUGUUGGAAACUAUUUUACGGAUGCUGGACAAUGACUCUGUACCGGUGGAUGCUAUCCAGAAGAUCAAGGAUGAUGUUGAGUACUACAUUGAUUCCUGUCAAGACCCGGACUUUGAGGAGAACGAGUUCCUGUAUGACGACUUAGACCUGGAAGACAUCCCUCCGGCAUUAGUCGCCACGUCUCCAUCAGGCAACGUGGAAGAUGACAUGUAUCUCCACUCUAGCAGCACUCCCACCUCAACUACAUCUUCUUCACCCAUCCCUCCAUCUCCGGCCACUUGCACUGCUGAGAACUCAGAGGACGAUAAGAAAAGGGGACGGUCGACAGACAGUCAAGUUAGUCAGUCGCCUGUGAAGAACGGUGCCCCAUCCUUUCAAUCUUCCUUCUCUUCUUCCGCCACCUCUGGGUCUUCUUCUUCCUCCUCCCUCUCCAUGGCGAGCGUCGUUGGAGGCAUUCCCGCCGUUCCCACCAGCAGCAGUCUCAUAGGAAGUUUCAGCAGCGCGGUACAGCAGCAUCAGCAUCAAUCUGCACAACAGCAGCAACAGUCUCAGCCGUCGAAUCCGUCGCAGCAGCAGCAGCAGCCGCCUCAAACAAAACCGUCAGCUCCCUCAAACAACAACAACCCCAGCCCGCCUAGCAACCCACUUCUCCCAGCAUCCACCGCCCCGUCACUCUCCACGCCCAGCACACCCAGUUUAACAGCUCCCAACUCCCAGUCCAGCCCCGGGCCGACUCCGGCGUCCAGCCUAGGACUGGGGCUGGGCUUGGAUUUAAGGAAAGGCGGCAUGAGCGGGACCAGCAGUGCCAACCAGAUGCCGAGUUUAGGCCUGGCUGGCCACAGCACUCCUUUAAACACAAUGGCCGGUCUGAUUCAAGGCUCCACGUCGGCCCUCUACGCUCACGCGGCGGCGGCUGGGGGCCUGGGUCUGAGCAGUACCACUCAGUCCAGCAUUUUGUCGGAGAGUAGCACUUCCAUCUCCAAUUCGAGUUCCAGCGGGGUCACCACCAACGGAGCGGGGUCGGGGCUCAGCUUGCUGGGCUCCAGCCCGAACCACAACUCUCUCACUGGCAGCAUCCUGGGUCUGGUCCCUGGGCAGAGCGUGGCCCCCGCCACAUCACAGGUGCCCCCAAGUCCUGUCAGCUCUGCCCCCGGGUCCGUUGGCAUGAUGGUAGGAAACGGAGGGAACGCCGGUGUGGUCGGAGUGAACGCCGCUCCCGCCAGACCGCCGAGCGGACUGAAGCAGAACGGAAGCCCAAGUUACAGCGCUGUAGUGGCAGAGAGCUCCACAGAAUCAGCUCUAAGCACACUGAGCCAGUCACAGAGCAGCCAAACCUCGUCACUCAGUUCCUCAACCAGCCAGCCGAUGGACAACGGCCCCAGCUUAAUCAGCUCCAUCACACUGCCCCCCAGCUCUCCCUCGCCCUCCUUCUCAGACAGCACACCGGGCGGUGGGAGCCUCCUCAACGGGCCCCACUCGUAUCCGCAGGCCUCUGAGGGCCUCAAGGCUCCGGAGCCCCUCAGCUCUCUGAAGGCGAUGGCUGAGAGAGCAGCGCUGGGAUCGGGAUUAGACGGAGAGAUUUCCAACAUGCAUGUGAACGAUAUCUUCUCUGGUUCGUCGGCAGCGCCCGGCACACCCGCCGCUCCUCAGCCGUCCGUGUCGGAGGUCAGCAUCCCCCCCUCGCUCGGGGUCUGUCCCCUGGGCCCGACUCCUCUCUCCAAAGACCAGCUGUACCAGCAGGCCAUGCAGGAGGCGGCGUGGACACACAUGCCACACCCUUCUGACUCCGAGAGGAUCAGGCAAUACCUGAUGAGGAAUCCCUGCCCUACUUUGCCAUACCACCAUCAAGUCCCGCCGCACCACUCUGACACCAUCGAGUUCUACCAGAGGCUGUCCACAGAAACUCUCUUCUUCAUCUUCUACUACCUGGAGGGCACCAAGGCUCAGUAUCUAUCUGCCAAGGCUCUGAAGAAACAAUCAUGGAGGUUUCACACCAAGUACAUGAUGUGGUUUCAGAGGCACGAAGAGCCCAAGACGAUCACUGAUGAGUUUGAACAGGGCACUUACAUUUACUUCGACUAUGAGAAAUGGGGCCAGAGGAAAAAAGAAGGGUUCACCUUUGAGUACAGGUACCUCGAGGACAGAGACUUGCAGUGACACACACAGAGGGACGCAAAAGGACAGAGAAAAACAAAACGUGCUGCUGUUGACAUUCCGAGACUGAACUCCAAACUGUGGAUAGAGAUUGUGAUGUGUAGUAGAAACCCUCUCCCGACACGGAGACCGGUGUCUGUAUAGGCUGCAUCUCAAUGUGAAGCCCUAGCUCCUCGUGUAGUGCUUUUUUCUUUUUCGACAAAAAAAAAAACAAAACAAAAAAAAAAAACACCCUGUGGGUCCGAUCAAACGUUGCCACGCUGCACGAGCUGGGAAGGUUCCCGUUGGAGAUCCGCGUCUGUGUGCACACUCAGUAUGUGGCAUCAGGAAAAGCCUGCCCAACCCUCCCUACCCCCCCAUGCAUGUUUCUCAUAUAAUUUUUUUUUUCUUUUUCCGUUUCAACAAUGAUUCUCUGUACCACCUGCCCAACAUGACCCUGGAAGCCUUUUGACUCGGCACAAAACAAACCUUGGAUUAGAUUGUUAUGGUGCCCAUCUUGUAUUUUCUGUAAUUCGGUGGUUUAGAACGGGGACGUUCAGUGGACAUUUAGUGAUGGUGUGUAGGAACGGCUUCUUUUAAGACCCUACAAUGCCUGUUGAAUAUGGUCACUAUUGAAGAUAGUGAGCUCUUAUCAAUAGUUUUAUUGAUAUUGUCUUGGUCGAUUAAACCGUGAUUGAGAGUGACCACAGGGCCUCUCCCUGUGUAAGGGAAAGAGUCCUUAUUGGACAUGGAUUAAAUUGCUAUGCAAUUGAACUGGUCUCUGACUCUCUUUACAAAUAAAAUGUUUUUAAGUUAACCUCUCAAAGAUAUUAUGGCGCCUUCAUGUUUGUGAUGACGUAAUAAACAUGUAAAAUAAAUCUUAAUAUUAGGGUUUGAGACAUUUUA